UUUACCGUUUUGAUCCAACUGAUGUAAUGUCCCUUGAAUCUUUCUUUUACGACUGCAAACCAAACAAGUAAUAUGCCUAGGCCUUUGUAAUCGUUUUCAAGAAGCAAUAUUGUAAAUUGUGAAAUUUCAACAAAUGUCAACGACAACUGCAGCGAAUUAUGAAUUUCAAAGCAUACUGGUUGCUCACAAAGUUCAUCGCUCCGCUAGCCUUGACUAUUCUUGCAGCUGACGUCGCAGAGCAGGUUUUGAAUCGAGGAUUAUCGUCAGCGAAGAAUGCCACCGAGAUGCUUGCCAUAUUUGGUAUAGCGUACACACUCACAAAAUUUGCCUCGGGACCUUUUCAAGAAUUCAAAAACGUUUCUUUAGUGUUGGUUCACAACAAGAAGGAAGCGAGGAUUGGGUUGAUAACACUGUUUCUCCUUUCAGCAAUUGUCAUCACAUUUGCAUUAUUAAUUGCAUAUACAGACUUUGGGUAUUUCAUAACACAUACGCUCUACAGCUUGGAUGAGGAUGUGGGCCAAGCUACAAGAAAGGCUGUACUAAUGCUGAGUUUCUUCCCACUUUUUCAUGGAAUGUCAUGGUAUGUAGCAGGUUACCUUUUGCAGCUAAAACACACCGCCCUAGUUGGGUCUGCAUCUGUGAUAGAUGUUGCUGUUCAGAUAGGUACUGUUUUUGGGUUACUACAAACGGAUAUAGUAAACACUACACCGGUAUUAGUUCCAAUCAUCGCUGUCUACACUGGCGUCUUGACCCGGUUCAGUAUACUUUUUAUCGGGUUUCUCAUCCACAGAAGAGUGACAAGGACAAACGUUACUGAAACCCGAACAAACGAAAGCAGUUUGAGUAUUCUACGAGUGCUGAUGUUCUGGUGGCCACUUGCAAUUGUCCAAGCUGUCCAGAAAAUCAGCCGACCAAUGAUCAAUUUGUUUGUAGCCAGAGACCUCGGAGGCUCAGAUGAAGCUGUUCAGGCCAUAGCAGUAUUAAGCCUAGUGUACCCAACAGGUAGAAUUCCAUUUGGUUGGUUAAAUGAAAUGAAGUCUCUUCAGCCCACCUACUUGAAGAAAGGUCAGAGCACUCCUGUACACAGAAGACAUAUCAGGAAUUUUGAUAUAUGCUGCAUAUUGCUAGCAUUAAUGAUUGGCUUCAGCUUAUUUUGGAUUCCAGGAAUUGUCACAAGUUUCUACACUAACAGUUUAGAUUUAUCGGCGGAGGUUGCGCUUAUGUGUGUUGUACCAUUGAAAAUCUUCUCGAUUUUUCCAUUAUUCACUGGAUGGCGUGCCCACAACACAUCUUGGUUGCUCUUGAAGAAGAAAACAACCGCUCUGUUUCCCAGUGCUGUCAUGAGACUCGUUUUCCUAAUCAUUGUUUUGAAUGUUUUUCCUAAGAUGGGACUCCAUGGUGCGCCAUUAGGCAUUGCUGCCCUGCUUAUUGGAUUUGUUGUAGAGAGUAUAUCGGUUCAAAUAGCAUCAUUUAUCACAGAAUGCAGAAUGAAAAGAAACCAGCCAGCUAUGGUAACAUGUGAACCAACUGAAAAUGCAGAGUCUAGUAAUGAUGGAGAACUGAAGACAUCACCUCUUUUAAAUGGGGACACAGUUUACCAAAAAGAUGACGUACAAAUUGAGGAAGGAGAAGGCGAUGAAUUGAUUGAAAUGGAUUCAAACUUAUAGCAUAUUAUAGCACCUCUAUUGUAGUGAUAUUGCAAUAUUUGGCUUCCAAAAUAAUGAUAUAGUAUUUUGUAUAUACAUAUAUUGUUUUAUAAAGUGUUCACAAUAUAUUGUAAUUGUUUGUAAUAUCUUUGAAUAUAUUUUAUACUUGCAAUCAUAAAAUCUGUAUUAUAUAAUAAUAAUGUGUAUUAAUGAUUACUAUAUUAAUUUAAAAUGCAAAUUUUUUAAAGGGAUAAAUUCAAAUGCACAAUGCAAAACAGUUUCAAAGAGAUAAACUUAAGGCUGACUGCCUUGGCUGACAGGCUUUCAUCAAAGAGCUGCAAGAGGUCUGACUGUUGGGGUUUCUUUGGAACACAAUCCUAUUUCAAAAAAAAAUUUACUAGAAGGCGUCCUUCAAAAGAUCAUAAAAAGUGAUUAUGUUAAUUCUGCUUUCGCAUUAUUUGCAAAUUGUAAAUGUGGCAAUUUAAAAUAACAAACAUUAACAUUAUCUUUGUCUUUAGUCUUAAUUGUCUCUAUUAAAAUAGGACAAUCACUUAAAUAUCGAUUAAUUUUAUCAUCAAUAAUAUUGCCUAAUAAUAUUAUAUUAUAGAUGAUAAAAUUAAUUGAUUUUUAAGUGAUGCUCUCUCAUAUUGUCCUGUUUUAAGAGAGACCCUUAAAUUGCCAUAUUUACAAUUUGGAAAUAAUGUGCGAAACGUAAAAAGUAUUGUACAGUAUUCGUAUAUGGGAAUUUUAUAUUUAACAUCACUUGUGUUGCCUUUAGUUACGUUUUUGUUUUUUGUGUAUUUUGGCCAUGUUGGCCGCCCAUAUUCGGCACCUUCAGGACAAGAGCAAUUGGAAAAUAACCGCGGUAUGGACAUUGGUAGGCCUACAUGACAAUGAAGUACCAAAUAUUGUAAUUACCUCAUACUAUGUACUGAAAAAACCAAUGCUACUGCAAUACUUUUAAAACGUGAAGAAUUUUACCAAUUAACUUGAUUAACUAAAAACAGUCUAUAUAGUGGUUUUGUUGACUGAAAAUUAAAGAUUUAUUUUAUGAAAUAUUUGAAAUACAAUAAUUCUAUUAAUAA
Messenger RNA from Anneissia japonica, 2731 nucleotides. RefSeq names its product progressive ankylosis protein homolog. The record is from RefSeq and is a predicted model, not a curated record. Gene Ontology annotation, biological process: phosphate ion transmembrane transport. Gene Ontology annotation, molecular function: phosphate transmembrane transporter activity. The transcript is spliced from 12 exons. Gene Ontology annotation, cellular component: membrane. NCBI's taxonomy places the organism in Eukaryota, Metazoa, Echinodermata, Crinoidea, Comatulida, Comatulidae. The coding region runs from base 159 to 1667 and encodes 502 amino acids.